This is a messenger RNA of Schizosaccharomyces osmophilus, 657 nucleotides long. It is a transcript of the gene erg2, whose product is annotated as C-8 sterol isomerase Erg2. Gene Ontology annotation, cellular component: endoplasmic reticulum. NCBI's taxonomy places the organism in Eukaryota, Fungi, Ascomycota, Schizosaccharomycetes, Schizosaccharomycetales, Schizosaccharomycetaceae. The record is from RefSeq and is a predicted model, not a curated record. Bases 1 to 657 code for a protein of 218 amino acids. The transcript has a single exon. Gene Ontology annotation, biological process: ergosterol biosynthetic process.
AUGAAGUGCUUAAAGUUAUUCGGACUUUUGCUACCAGCUAUUGCUGCUGCCAUUUACUAUAUUCAAGUAAACCUAACUUCCUUUUACAGAUUCGAUCCCGCCAAACUACAAGAGCUGUCUCAACAGUCCAUUGAGCUCUAUGGAAAUGAUACUCGUGGAUUAUUGUACGACUUAAACAAGCGUUUAAUUGCUGAGUAUGGUGAUUUAAUCUUCCCUAUGAACGACGACGAGUGGGUCCAAAACAACGCUGGUGGUGCUAUGGGUAAUAUGUUUAUCCUUCACGCUUCUUUCACUGAGUACCUCAUUUUCUUUGGUACUCCCAUUGGAACUGAGGGUCACAGCGGUUUACACAUGGCUGAUGAUUACUUUACAAUCUUGAUCGGCCGUCAGCUUGCUGCUUCUGCUAACGACUUGGAAGCUCGUGAAUACCGUCCGGGUGAUCAACAUUACCACAAGUGGGGACAAAGCGCUCAAUACAGUAUGCCCUCUGGUAAACCCUGCUUUGCUCUUGAGUUGGCCCAGGGCUGGAUUCCCAGUAUGCUUCCUUUUGGGUUUAUUGCUACCUUCUUUUCGACACUUGAUUUCCCUACUCUCUACAAAACCGUUUACUUUACUGUCAUUCGUAUGAUCAAGAGCUUCCUUCUUAGUAAGUUCUAA